Molecule: messenger RNA, 1309 nt
Organism: Arabidopsis lyrata subsp. lyrata
Lineage: Eukaryota; Viridiplantae; Streptophyta; Magnoliopsida; Brassicales; Brassicaceae
Product: phenazine biosynthesis-like domain-containing protein 2
Exons: 7
Coding region: 522-1184 (220 amino acids)
Biological process (GO): biosynthetic process
Cellular component (GO): cytoplasm
Molecular function (GO): isomerase activity
Source: RefSeq, a predicted model, not a curated record
CGUUCUUUGUUUUCUCUAUUUCUCUCUUCUCUUUCUUCUACCCAGAUCAGUCGUGAAUUUUAGUCUACUCUUUCAUUAAUUUUUACUGUGUUUGAUACAUGAAACAAACCAAAAAAUCGAUCGAUUUUCGUUUUUGGGGAUGAGCGAUCAUAAGCAAAAGUAAAGGCUGUCGUAAAGAGAUCAAACCAACUUGCGCCGACUACAACACUCUGUUCGAUCAAAAGAUAUGUUGUCGCAACUUCGGAGCGUGAGAGAGACGGAUUGGAUUGCCCACACGACUUGCAGUCAUUGAAACUCUUUGGACAGACACUACAAAGCCCAUCAAAGUUUGUCUGACUCUCGCCUAUCCUAUAAUCCUACUGUAGGAUUCCUACAGAGACAAUGCAUCCCAUUCGGCCAGGUCAAUUUAUACAAGUGUAAUUUGAGGAGACUAAAGAGUCAGCGACCAAUAAUAAAGAGAGUGAAGCAAAAAUAUUCACCAAUAAAAAAAGAAAAAGAAGCUUGGGUGGUCAAACAAAAAAAUGGCGGAGAAAAAGGGAGUCAAGUACUUCGUUGUUGAUGCAUUCGCUGAAUCUGCCUUCAAAGGGAAUCCAGCUGCUGUUUGCUUUCUAGACGACGAUAACGAUAACCAGAGAGACGACGCGUGGCUUCAGUCUCUUGCUGCCGAGUUCAACCUCUCCGAGACUUGUUUCCUCACUCCGAUCAUCGGAGACUUCCCUCGAUUCCGUCUCCGAUGGUUCACUCCUGUCGCUGAGGUGGAUUUGUGUGGCCAUGCAACUUUAGCAUCUGCUCACGUUCUCUUCUCAACUGGUUUGAUUGAUUCCGAAACAGUUGUGCUUUCAUCUUGGGAAGCUGUCAUUGAAUUGCAGCCAAGAUUAGAUGAGAUAUCGAAAUGCCCUUGUGAAGGAAUGAUGGUGUCUGCCGCUGCUUCUGCUGAAUCUACUUAUGAUUUCUGUAGUCGCUACUUUGCCCCGAGAUUCGGAAUCAAUGAGGACCCUGUUACUGGAAGUGCGCAUUGUGCCUUAGCACAUUACUGGAGCCUCAAGAUGAACAAGUGUGAUUUCUUCGCCUACCAGGCUUCAAGCAGAGGGGGAACGUUGAAGGUGCACCUGGACAAAGAGAAGCAGAGGGUUCUGCUCAGAGGCAAAGCAGUCACUGUUAUGGAAGGUUAUGUCUUAGUUUGAAUUUGGCUAUGAUGAAAAAUCAGGCUCUUGUAAUAUAUUACACAAUCAUGAUCCUGAUGUUCUUUAAGUUGACAAUCUUGGUAUCUUUUUCAACAGUGUGAUUUUCUUGUUUUCCAAAAAGUCAA